Molecule: messenger RNA, 1212 nt
Organism: Didymosphaeria variabile
Lineage: Eukaryota; Fungi; Ascomycota; Dothideomycetes; Pleosporales; Didymosphaeriaceae
Exons: 2
Coding region: 1-1212 (403 amino acids)
Source: RefSeq, a predicted model, not a curated record
AUGCAAGUUGACAGCGGGGCUGUCUCAACCUUCGAAGGUGUCGAAGGAGUCGACCUGCAGCACCUUGACGCCCGCAGGAGCAGAGGCUCGCGCACCUCCAGGAAGAGGCCAGCACGGCCUGUAAAGAAGCGACCCGCGAAGAAGAAGACCACAAAGAAAAAGACUACUACUAAGAAGAAGAAGACACCUAAGAAGACAACUAAGAAGAAGACAACCAAGAAGCCUACGAAGAAGACGCCGACUAAGAAGAAGGGGACUAAGAAGCCCACCAAGAAGCCCACCAAGAAGCCCACUAAGAAGCCUACUAAGAAGCCUACUAAGAAGCCUACCAAAUCGAAGAAGGGUAAGCAUUCGAUCAAGAAACCAAUCGCCUCGAAGACCAAAUCCCACGCUAGCACAUCCUCUGCCGCAGCAUGCAAAUAUAGCCCGAAGCCCAAGGCAGGUACUGCCGGGGCCAAGGGUGGCAAGGUCAACAAGAAGCUGCAGGCCCGCCUCGAACCCGACCCCUGCCGCACCAAAGACGAUAACGACAAGGUCAUGAUCGAAAACUACAAGAUUGCCUCGAAAGCCGCAGCGAAGAAGGGAGAAAAGCUCAAGGUCAACCAGAUGUAUCUCUUCCUGCUGAAGCAAGGGCCGACUGUUGGAGCCAAGCACCAUGCUGUCGUAGCAGGCAAGGUCAUCAAGGUAGGCAACCAUCUCGGCAUGGAAGCCACUUUCCAACAGCUUGGGAAGCCUACAGAUCAAAACGGCAAUGCAGUGAGACACCCUAAUGCCAAAGUCUUCUGUGGAUCUGCAGUUGGUGGCGUGUGCAACACCGGGCCGUACCGUAGAGUUGAGUGCGGGACGAUCAAGGGCAAGUACAAGUUUAUCAGCGGGGCCAGUGUAGAAUACGCGGAUCCAGAGCACUUCAUUCAAAAGGGCGAAGAGGUUUUCAUGGCCGAGAAGCCGUACAACGUUCUAACAUGGAACUGCCAAGUCUACGCGAAGAAGCUGAUCAACGUCACCAAGCUCAAGUCUGGCCAAAUUGUCGAGCUUACCAACGCACAAGCUCAGCCGAGUCGACCGCUGGACGAGAACUGGUCCGACUCUGACUCUGACUGGGGUGAUGACGGCCUUUUCAAUGGGGGCAUGGGUGGCUUUCGCGUGAUCAAUGCGGAGCCGGAGCCGUUCAACCAAGUCACUAACAACGGGGACAGAUUUGAGAUAGACUAA